AUGAGCUUAGUGUUAACUGAAAAAACCAUAACGAUAGGCAUUAUUGAGGAAGGCAGCUAUGAGAAGGAUGUUCUAUUCUAUGUCAACAUUGGUGAACCCAUUAUGGCACCAGAUAAUAAAUCUAAAAAGGAUGCAUUUGUAUUUUUGAACAAAUUCUUUGACGAUGAAUUGGCAGGACUUAUACAGGAAGCUGAAAAUAAGCCACCGGAAGAGUUGACCGAAGAAGAUAAAAUGGCUCUAUUGGGACGUCCCAAGAAUGGUGAUGUUGUUCGCGCACAAUUGCGCAUCAAGGAGAGUAAAGAAUUUAAGAAUACUGUAGACAAACUUGUACAAAGAGCCAAUGCAUCUCUCGUGAUUGGAACAUCCUCAUGGAAGGAACAAUUUGUUGAAGCCCUCACAGUAAAUCCCGGCGAUGAUGAUGAUGGUGAAGAGGGUGAAGAUGGUGUGGCUUCCACGCCAUCAUGUUUCGAUUAUGUGAUGCAUUUCUUAACAUUAUUCUGGAAACUAUUAUUUGCAUUCAUCCCACCAACAGAUAUUGCCGGCGGCUAUCUGUGUUUCGUUGUGUCGAUAUUCUGCAUUGGUGUAGUAACAGCCGUUAUUGGUGAUAUUGCCUCAUAUUUCGGUUGUACAUUGGGCAUCAAGGAUGCCGUCACUGCCAUUUGUUUCGUUGCUUUGGGUACCAGUAUACCAGAUACUUUUGCCAGUAAAGUCGCUGCCAUCCAAGAUAAAUAUGCCGACGCCAGUGUGGGCAAUGUAACCGGUAGUAAUGCUGUCAAUGUCUUCCUUGGUAUUGGUGUUGCGUGGUCUCUGGCCGCCAUUGUGCACGAGGCCAAGGGCACCGUCUAUGCAGUGGAACCGGGAACUAUUGCCUUCUCGGUGACGCUGUUCUGUUCAGAGGCAUUAAUUGCCAUUUUAAUACUCAUGUUGAGACGUAGUAAAAAAGUGGGCGGUGAAUUGGGUGGCCCGAAGAAAAUCAAAUACAUCAGCAGUGGUAUUAUGUUCAGUUUAUGGGUUAUCUAUUUGCUUGUGAGCACCCUGGAGGCAUAUGGUGUCAUCGAAGGAUUCUAA
Musca vetustissima is the source of this 1068-nucleotide messenger RNA. RefSeq names its product sodium/calcium exchanger 1-like. The record is from RefSeq and is a predicted model, not a curated record. The coding region runs from base 1 to 1068 and encodes 355 amino acids. Gene Ontology annotation, biological process: sodium ion transmembrane transport; calcium ion import across plasma membrane. NCBI's taxonomy places the organism in Eukaryota, Metazoa, Arthropoda, Insecta, Diptera, Muscidae. Gene Ontology annotation, molecular function: calcium:sodium antiporter activity. Gene Ontology annotation, cellular component: axon; sarcolemma; postsynapse. The transcript has 9 exons.